Setaria italica (foxtail millet) is the source of this 637-nucleotide messenger RNA. RefSeq names its product DNA-directed RNA polymerase II subunit 4. NCBI's taxonomy places the organism in Eukaryota, Viridiplantae, Streptophyta, Magnoliopsida, Poales, Poaceae. Gene Ontology annotation, molecular function: nucleotide binding; translation initiation factor binding. The record is from RefSeq and is a predicted model, not a curated record. The transcript has a single exon. Bases 1 to 507 code for a protein of 168 amino acids. Gene Ontology annotation, cellular component: RNA polymerase II, core complex; P-body. Gene Ontology annotation, biological process: transcription initiation at RNA polymerase II promoter; nuclear-transcribed mRNA catabolic process, deadenylation-dependent decay; positive regulation of translational initiation.
AUGCCAACUCCGGCGCGUUCGUUUCGAUUGGAAGCGGCAAGAUGUCCGGCGAGGAGGAGAACGCUGCCGAGCUCAAGAUCGGCGAAGGUUCGCUCUCCUUUACCUCUCCCAUUCUCCUCCCCCGUUUUCCCUCCCCAAAUUCUGGGCGGCGAGGAGGAGGUGGCGAUCAUCCUGGAGCACAAGUACGAGCAGAUCCAGCAGCACGUGUCGGAGUCGGACCCGUCGUCGCAGGUGUCCCAGGUGUUCGAGAAGUCACUGCAGUACGUGAAGCGCUUCAGCCGCUACAAGAACCCCGAUGCCGUGCGCCAGGUCCGCAAGACGCUCAGCCGCUACGGCCUCGCCGAGUUCGAGCUCUGCACGCUCGGCAACCUCUGCCAGGACACCAGAGGCGAGGCCACCGCGCUCGUACCAUCCCUCAAGUCCGGGGGGAGGUUCGUCGGCAAAGCCGGCAAUGAGAAGAUAGAGAAGAUGCUCACCGACCUCUCCCUCAUCAAGAAGUUGGAGUAGAGAGUGCCAUGGGCGUGCCUUAUUCAGUUCUUCAGUUUCCCUAGCUGUGCGUGUGACCUGUGAGACUUUUCUUAGCAGGUGACAAUGUAGUAGAAUUCCUACUGAUCAUCAAUGUUCUUCAGUUUCCCUA